UCAUGGAGGCUCAGUCUCGCAGCAGCCAUUGAAGGGGAAGGAACUGCGGGCGCGCGCGUGUCUCUCUCCCUCACUUUCUCUGUGUGAAAGUGUGUGCGUGCCCGAGUGUGCGCGCGCGGGUGUGUGGACUCGGAGGUGGGGGCAGCCGAGUUAGUCCCAAGUCGUCGGACUCCAUUUGCUAUUCUUUUCUUUCUCUCCCACACCCGUGUGGUAGUGGGCGUUCGUCUUUGCGUCUCUUUUCAUUCAUCUCCAGACCUUUAGAGGUUUUUUAGGGUUGGGGGUAGUGGGGAGGGCAGGCGAGGGGAAAGGAGGAGGACAUGGAGAUGAAGAAGAAGAUUAACAUGGAGUUGAAGAACAGAGCCCCGGAGGAGGUGACAGAGUUAGUCCUCGAUAANUGCUUGUGUGUCAAUGGGGAAAUCGAAGGCCUGAAUGACACCUUUAAGGAACUGGAGUUUCUUAGCAUGGCCAAUGUGGAGUUGAGUUCCUUGGCCCGGCUUCCCAGCCUGAAUAAACUCCGGAAGUUGGAACUUAGUGACAAUAUAAUUUCUGGAGGCUUGGAAGUCCUGGCAGAGAAAUGUCCAAAUCUUACCUACCUCAAUCUGAGUGGAAACAAAAUUAAAGAUCUCAGCACAGUAGAAGCUCUGCAAAAUCUUAAAAAUUUGAAAAGUCUUGACUUGUUUAACUGUGAGAUCACAAACCUGGAAGAUUACAGAGAAAGUAUUUUUGAACUGCUGCAACAGGAAGAUGAGGAUGAGGAUGAAGCUGGCUCAGAAGUGGGAGAGGGAGAAGAGGAGGUGGGCCUCUCAUACUUAAUGAAAGACGAAAUUCAGGAUGAAGAGGACGAUGAUGACUACGUUGAUGAAGGGGAGGAAGAGGAAGAAGAGGAGGAAGAGGGUCUUCGGGGAGAGAAGAGAAAGCGAGAUGCUGAGGAUGAUGGGGAGGAAGACGACGAUUAGACCUCCAGGACCAGGCC
Molecule: messenger RNA, 973 nt
Organism: Mus pahari (shrew mouse)
Lineage: Eukaryota; Metazoa; Chordata; Mammalia; Rodentia; Muridae
Gene: Anp32e
Product: acidic nuclear phosphoprotein 32 family member E
Exons: 7
Coding region: 318-956 (212 amino acids)
Biological process (GO): regulation of apoptotic process
Cellular component (GO): nucleus
Molecular function (GO): histone binding; phosphatase inhibitor activity
Source: RefSeq, a predicted model, not a curated record